AACACUGACACUUCAUCUCCAUCCGUGUGCAUCCAAAAGCGUGUGUGUGGCGUAGCAGGGAGAAGGUAGAGAGUGCAACCAAAUUGCAGAAAUGGCUUCAGUCACCAUGACAGCCUCCUUCCUGGGCGGCAUUACCGCCUCCGAGCGGAUUUCGACGACUUCCCGGCGAGGUCUAAUUGUUGCUAAAGCUGCAAGGGCUGCCGACGGUAAACAAGUCAAACUGAGUUGCACCACCAACACCACCAACAACAACGACAAAGGGAGCAGCAAUGGGAGGAGGGACUUGAUGUUUGCUGCUGCAGCUGCCGCUGUUUACUCCAUCGCAGGUGUUGCGGUUGCUGAAGAUCCAAAGAUUGGGACCCCGGAAGCACUGAAGAAAUAUGCUCCAAUCUGUGUCACCAUGCCCACAGCACGUGUCUGCCACAAAUGAAGGAGGUCCAUAUAUAGAGUCUUCUGUUGAGCAUUCUUGAUGGGUCUUUUGUGUAGAAGUUAUUAAUUAAUUGUAUGUAUCUCCUUAUCCUUGUACUGGAAAACUUUGCUAAAAUCUGUUUUCAAUACAUCAAACUAUUUUGGGAACAGGGAACUUCUAGACUACUAUAAUUUAUUCCAA
Molecule: messenger RNA, 610 nt
Organism: Nelumbo nucifera (sacred lotus)
Lineage: Eukaryota; Viridiplantae; Streptophyta; Magnoliopsida; Proteales; Nelumbonaceae
Product: photosystem II 5 kDa protein, chloroplastic
Source: RefSeq, a predicted model, not a curated record